Molecule: messenger RNA, 1888 nt
Organism: Chilo suppressalis (striped riceborer)
Lineage: Eukaryota; Metazoa; Arthropoda; Insecta; Lepidoptera; Crambidae
Source: the annotation of a GenBank genome assembly
UAUCCGUUAUUUCAUGCCGUAAAUAUCAAAAGUAAAAUUACUUUGAAUUUAAUACGUUUCUGAUACGUACUGUCAAAAUCGUGCUCGCGGCACUGUUUAUUAACAGAAUUGUUGCCAAAAUUAAUAAAGUCGAGAUUAUAAAUACAUUAAAUGAUAUUAGGUUUUGGCUCCAGAUACAAACUUUUUUCGAGUUCCGUGCGUCCGUGGUGAUAGCGAAACGUGUACAGUUAUUAUAGUGCAUUUUAAGCACAAUAUUGUUUAGAAAAAAAAUGAAAAUAAAGUAAAAAUCAAAGAGGGUUCGUUUCGUAUACAAUUCUUUUUGGUCUUAAUAAUGUCUUUAUUAUUUGAACCAUCAUUAGGUAGACUAGAUACUUUGAAUUUGCUUUUCAAUUUACCGCUAUAGCAAACAAACGAUAAAAUAAAAUACAAUAAAAAAAUUAAAGGAGCUGAGCAAGGACCAUGAUAUUAUCUGCGUUUUGCUAAUCGACUAUAAAAAAAAAUCAAAGGCCAAUUCUGGUAAUGUACUUCUUGUUUACGAUGCCGACCCGUACUUGGCCGGUUUUUAAGUGUUUCUGUUUUUAUGACUAUUCCGAGAUCUGUUCAUGAGCAAACGUCUGAACCUCGUCUGAACUAUGUGUUGUGGAGUGAGUUAGCACAAUGGUGGCGGGCGACGUGACGCGGCGCGCCUCCAUCACCGCACCCUCCAUGCACAGGCGGCCCUCGGCGCGACGAGGCUCUCUGAUUAAAAACCAACAGUCGCAGUCACAGGAGGUGCCGUGGGACAUAAUCGACCGCUGCGCGCUGCCGAUAGUGCUGUGCCACGCGCUGGCAGUGGUGUUGUCAACCCUGCUGAAUGCUUUACAUCUCAGCCAUGUGUCCGUCUUCACACUGUUCCUCUGGUUCUCCAUAUCAGUCGUCGGUUCUCUAUGGUUCUACCACAACCUUCAGGUGACAGCGGCGGGGAAAGCUGUGCUGGUGACGGGGUGCGACAAUGUGCUGGGGAAUGCCCUGGCACGGCGGCUUGACGAUAUGGGUUACCAUGUGUUCGCCGGCUUCCAAACUAAGGCUGGCAACAUUGAUGCCGACAUGUUGAAGGAAGAUUGCUCGGGAAGGCUGCACACGUUGCAGCUCGACGUCACUUCUGAAACACAAAUUCUGGCAGCAUCGCUUUAUAUCGUGGACCACUUGCCAGAGGGCGCGCAAGGACUAUGGGCUAUCGUCAACUGUGAAUCGUGGUGUGCACUCGGCGAAUUAGAAUGGGUGCCUUUCUCCGUAUUUAAGCGAGCCACGGAUGUCAACCUUUUGGGACCAGCACGUUUAGUGCAAGUGAUGCUACCGCUAGUGAGGCGCGCGCGCGGACGCAUCGUACUGACGUCAUCAAUUCUGACGCACGUGGCCGCUCCGGUGCGUGGCGUGCACGCAGCCUCGCUGGCCGCCCUUGACGCCAUGGCGUCAUGCUUACGCCGCGAACUGAAGCCCAGAGGUGUUGAUGUGGUGGUAGUGGCAGCUGGCGAAUACACAACCGGCAGCGCCUGGCUUUCCGAGGAGAAACUUCUAGAACAAGCGCGCGACAUGUGGAAGAGGCUCAGCGACGAACAAAAGGGCGCCUACGGUGAAGACUACUUCGAAAAAGCACUCCGCAGUCUCGAGAAAUACACCAAAAGCGCUGAUGCGGACCUCACGGCGGUGACACGGUCGCUGAGCGACGGCGUGACGCGCACCUUCCCGCUGACCCGCUACACGCCCGUCUCCCCGCGCGAAAAGCUCAAGUCUCUACUCGCCGAGCACCUGCCCCGCUCCUUGUACGAAGGGCUUUACAGCGACUAGACAACCCAAACCGAGUUACCUACCGCCCACAUAGCAAUCUACAAACCAUGUACACCAAAUA